Messenger RNA from Miscanthus lutarioriparius, 3294 nucleotides. NCBI's taxonomy places the organism in Eukaryota, Viridiplantae, Streptophyta, Magnoliopsida, Poales, Poaceae. The record is from the annotation of a GenBank genome assembly.
AUGUUCAAGUCGCGGCUGCAGGAGCUGUGUCAGAAGCGGCGAUGGGCGCCGCCGUUGUACGAGCCUACCCGCGAGGGUCCUGCCCACACGCCCCUCUUCCGCGCUACUGUCGUCGUCAAUGGCGAGAGUUUCAGCUCCCCGGAUGAAGGGGAGAGGUCACUCAAGGAUGCGUACAACCUCGCUGCCAUGGCCGCCUUCGAGAACCUCAGCGCGCUCCCGGCCGCGGCCCCUGCCCCGGCUGCUCCAGCGACGCCGCCGCCCGAGACCCAGAUUUCUUACAAGAAUCAGUUACAAAUUUAUGCUCAGAAGCGAGGCAAACUCCUGCCUUCAUAUCGUCCCAUUCAUGGAGGUUCUGUUCGUGCACCUCUAUUCAAGUCUGAAGUAACCAUAGAUGGUCAAACAUUUGAGAGCCCAGAGUACUGUCUCACAAUGAAGAAAGCUGAAACAGCUGCUGCAAAAGUUGCUCUGAUGUCCUUACCUCAAGAAGCAAGCCCAACACAGCAACUACCGCUUCCAUCAGUAUCCUAUAAGAAUCUUCUACAAGAACUACUUCAGAAAGAAGGCUUUCCCUUGCCUAGCUAUGAUACAACUUCGGAUGUCUUGAACUAUUCUGCUGCCUUCAUAUCAACUGUGGAAAUUCAAGGUGCAACUUUUCGUGGAGAGCCAGGGAACACUAAAAAGCAAGCAGAGAUGAAUGCUGCGAAGGUUGCUUUUCAACAUUUCAAAGACAGGGUAAAAGACUCUGCUUGUUCUACUGUUCAUGGAGAAUCAUCCGUGCAACAAGGAACCAAGAACCUGUCUGCUGGACAAAAUAUCAAGGUUCUAGAACCUGGUUUUUCAGUGCUUGGUGUAUCAACGCCAACGACAAAGCAUGGCAAGGAUAAUGACUUUGAUGCUGUAAAUCACCCACUUCCUGUUGCUGCUACAACACAAUCUGUUGAUGGAAACACAAUAUCUUCAAAGCUGGAAGUUAACAAAUCACUCCUUGCAGAGCCAAGCACAGAAGUUGAAGCAAUGUAUUCUACAGAAGUUGACAAACUGCCCCUUCCAGAGCAAAGCAUGGAUAUUGAAGUUGUGAACUCGUCUCUGGAAGUUGACAAACUGCACUUUCCAGAGCCAAGCACAGAAGCUGAAGUGAUCCAUUCAUCUCUGCAAAUUGAUGAACCGCUCGUUCCAGAGCCAAGCACAGAAGUAGAAGGCAUGGACUCAUCUCUAGAACACACAUCAGUUGUGAAUGGUCACGCAGCCCUCAUAGCCCCAACCAUUACCUCUACUCUAAGCGUGCCAACAGCUACCAUGCCUGUCAGCAAUGACAGAUGCGGUUGCUACUUGGGGACCAACAGAAUCCAAGUCUACCCUCGCCACACUGAUAUGGUUAUCCCGGAAGAUGCAGAGUACAUGAAGUACAAGGAUCCAAAGCAGCCUAUUAACUCUAGAAUCAGGGAUCUUAUUGGUAGGAUGACCCUUGCUGAAAAAAUUGGCCAAAUGACACAGAUAGAACGCCAGGUUGCAUCUGCAAAUGUCAUGCAACAGUACUUUAUAGGAAGCAUCUUAAGUGGUGGUGGAAGUGUUCCUGCUCCCCAGGCCAGUCCUGCAAUUUGGGUGAACAUGGUCAAUGAAUUCCAGAAAGGUGCCUUGUCAACGCGUCUAGGAAUUCCAUUGAUUUAUGGAAUUGAUGCUGUUCAUGGUAAUAACAAUGUCUACAACGCCACUUUAUUCCCUCAUAACAUUGGGCUUGGAGCUACAAGGGAUCCUGGCCUCAUAAAAAGAAUUGGUGAAGCAACUGCUCUUGAAGUGCGUGCGACGGGCAUUCAAUAUACUUUUGCUCCAUGUAUUGCAGUUUGCAGAGAUCCAAGAUGGGGUCGAUGCUAUGAGAGCUACAGUGAGGAUCACAAGGUUGUGCAGCAGAUGACAGAUAUUAUCCUUGGUCUGCAGGGUGAGAUCCCAGUCAAUCAUACCAAGGGAGUUCCAUAUGUUGCUGGGAAGGAUAAGGUUGCUGCUUGUGCUAAACACUAUGUUGGUGAUGGUGGAACUCAUAAUGGGAUCAAUGAGAAUAAUACAAUCAUUGAUGAACAUGGGCUGCUAAGCAUUCACAUGCCACCAUAUUAUGACUCUAUCAUAAAGGGUGUUGCUACUGUUAUGGUUUCUUACUCAAGCCUGAAUGGUGUAAAAAUGCAUGCCAACCAUGACUUAGUCACUGGAUACCUGAAAUCCAAACUGCAUUUUAGAGGUUUCGUGAUAUCAGACUGGCUAGGAGUAGACCGUAUCACCUCACCUCCUGGUGCAAACUAUACUUAUUCUGUGCAAGCUGGAAUCAAUGCUGGCAUUGAUAUGGUCAUGGUGCCAUACAAUUACACUGAUUACAUUAACGAUCUGACUUCUCUCGUUCACAAGGGUGUCAUCAAUAUAAGCAGAAUUGAUGACGCUGUGAGGCGUAUCCUUCGAGUCAAAUUUACAAUGGGCCUGUUUGAGAACCCUUUAGCUGAUCUUAGUUUUGCAGAGCAGCUUGGAAAAAAGGAGCAUAGGGAACUGGCUAGAGAAGCUGUCAGGAAAUCACUUGUUCUGUUAAAAAAUGGGAACUCUCCCAAUCAGCAAUUCCUACCUCUCCCUAAGAGAGCUAGAAGUAUCCUGGUAGCUGGAAGUCAUGCUCGCAAUUUGGGGUACCAGUGUGGUGGAUGGUCAAUCCAAUGGAUGGGGGGCAGUGGUGAUAUCACAACCGGAACAACAAUUCUUGAUGCCAUAAAGUCCACCGUUGCUAACCCAACGACGGUUGUCUACUCUGAGAAUCCUGAUGACAGUUUCAUGAAGCAUAAUGACUUCUCAUUCGCUAUCGUCAUUGUUGGCGAGCCACCAUAUGCUGAAACAGUUGGCGAUAGCACUGACCUCACUAUGCUAGACCCUGGUCCAGACACGAUCAGAACUGUGUGUUCUGCAGUUAAAUGUGCAGUAGUCAUCAUUUCGGGUCGUCCCAUUGUGAUUGAGCCAUAUGUUCCAUUAAUGGAAGCGCUUGUUGCAGCUUGGCUUCCGGGAACCGAAGGUCAGGGUGUUGCAGAUGUACUCUUUGGAGACUAUGGUUUCACAGGCAUGCUCCCGCAGACCUGGUUCAAGUCGGUCGACCAGCUGCCCAUGAAUGUGGGAGACCCACACUACGAUCCACUCUACCCUUUCGGCUUCGGUUUGACGAUAAAUUCAUCAUUGCCAGGGUUCUCUGGUGUUGACAAUCUGGGAUAUAAGAAGCAAAGAGUGCUAAUUGUUGUGCUGUGUUCUCUACUGCCAUUGGUACUAAUCAGUUAA